Messenger RNA from Hirundo rustica (Barn swallow), 1427 nucleotides. It is a transcript of the gene DBX2, whose product is annotated as developing brain homeobox 2. The record is from RefSeq and is a predicted model, not a curated record. Gene Ontology annotation, molecular function: DNA-binding transcription factor activity, RNA polymerase II-specific; DNA binding. Bases 79 to 1020 code for a protein of 313 amino acids. Lineage: Eukaryota; Metazoa; Chordata; Aves; Passeriformes; Hirundinidae. The transcript is spliced from 4 exons. Gene Ontology annotation, biological process: regulation of transcription by RNA polymerase II.
CCGUCCCAGCCCAGUGAGGGGCCGCGGCGGCCGGGCCGGGCUGGGCAGGGCGAGGCGAGGAGGGUAGAAGCCCUCGCUAUGUUGCCCAGCGCCGUUUACUGGGACCUGGUGGGCUCCUCGGCUCUCCUCAACCUGCCGGCGGCGCCGGGCUUCGGCAACCUAGGCAAAAGUUUCCUCAUCGAGAACUUGCUGCGGGCCGGGGCGCCGAGCCCCGCUCAGCUCCGUCCCCUCCCCGCCAACCCCGUGCCCCUCAAGCUGUGCCCCGCGGCGGAACAAAUCAACCCUUCAGGGGGUCCCUUCCCGGCAAGAUGGGCUUUCCAAGUGCUUAACCCCUCUGCGGCGGACGGCGGCCGCCCGCCAGCGCGGCCCGCGGCGGCGGAGAGAGGCGGCGUCUUCCCGCCGGCAGCCACAGCUCUUUCCAAACACUUUUUUCUCCGAGCCCCGCCAUUCUACUCAGCAUGCUGCGGUGGGUCCUGUCAGCACCCUGCAUCCCCCACUGCUUUUCCAAGGGAGGAAAGUGUGCUGCCUCUUCUGACCCAGGAGUCUAACUCCAAAUCCCGGAGAGGCAUAUUAAGAAGAGCUGUCUUUUCUGAAGACCAGAGGAAAGCUUUGGAGAAAAUGUUCCAGAAGCAGAAGUAUAUUAGUAAAACAGACAGGAAGAAACUGGCCCUUAACCUGGGUCUAAAGGAGUCUCAGGUGAAAAUUUGGUUUCAGAAUCGAAGGAUGAAAUGGCGAAACUCCAAAGAAAAAGAAGUGCUUUCUAACAGGUGCCUCCAAGAAGAAGGUCUUCAGGAGAACUACCUCUCACAAUCCACCAUGAAUUUUACCUCCCCGUGCCCAUCUGUGUGGGAAAUGUCUGAAGAGCGAGCGAGUCCAAGGUGGAGGGAGAAUUCUCCAGGAAAUUCUGAAAGACUGACUAGUGCGCAACCACCUCCAAGAGCAAAUUCAUUGCAGAGCCCACUCUAUUUGUAUCCUGACCAAGACACUGCAAACAAGGCAUCAUCAAGUGUAAGGGAGUAGUGGCAGUUUGUAAAUGGAAUGGGAGAGUGCAGGCUUCAAAUGAGCUGUCUUUUUAAGAUUAGCAAUAUUUGAACAUUGUAAAGCUAACUAGUUUAUGCUUCAAAAAUAUGCUAAAGUCUAACACCAUUAAAAUUACAAACAACUGAUGGCUUAAGAAGUAUUCUUGAAUAUUUAGUCUUUUCUUGUGUCUUUUCCAGUCUUGUACUGACCCUAAAAGUAAAAUAGGAACUGUUGGUAAGUAAAAUGAAGUGAAGAGCAUGAAGCUGAAUUUGUGCUCUGAUUUAUACAUCUGUACUGUAUGUGAUGCUCGUUAAAAACACACUAAUAGAGAAUCACUUUUAUCUCUCAUUGUAGUCAGACCAAUUAAUUUCUUCUGUGCAUGAGAUUAGAAAAACUCUGUUUCUCUC